This is a messenger RNA of Oryza brachyantha (malo sina), 1894 nucleotides long. RefSeq names its product F-box/kelch-repeat protein At5g26960-like. The record is from RefSeq and is a predicted model, not a curated record. The coding region runs from base 102 to 1379 and encodes 425 amino acids. The transcript is spliced from 2 exons. Lineage: Eukaryota; Viridiplantae; Streptophyta; Magnoliopsida; Poales; Poaceae. Gene Ontology annotation, molecular function: protein binding.
CUCCACUCCACUCCCACGAUUCCCCAUGCCCAAUCAGCACCUACCUCGCUGCUCCCCGGAGCAGCUCGCCGUCGCCGCCUGAGCUCCGAAUUCAAUCCGCCAUGCCGGCCGCCGAGAGCUGCCACUCCCGCAGCCUCUCGUGGCUCGUGAAGUCCUGCAUACCCGCCGACCCCGCCCGCCACAUCGCCGUCCCCGUCCCAGUCCCCAUUCCGGCUCAUCCGGCACUUUGCCCCACCACCCUCCAACCACCUCCUCCCUCGUCGGCGUCCCCCAUCUCCGCCCUCCCCGACGACCUCCUCCUCGAGUGCCUCGCCCGCGUCCCCCGCGCAUCCAUCCCGCCGCUUCCAUCCGUCUGCCGCCGCUUCGCCACGCUCCUCGCCUCCGAUGCCUUCCUCCACCUCCGCCGCGCCCACGCCCAGCUCCACCCCUCUCUCCUCGCCCUCUCCGUCUCCGACAGUGGUUUCAUCGCGCAAGCGCUGCUCCAGUUCGACGCCUUCGCUCCCGUGCUCGAGGUCGCGGCGCUGCCCCUGCCCCCGACCCUGCUGCAUUGUGGUGGCUCCGUGUUCGCGCACGCCCGCGCGGUCGUGCUGGGCCGCGAGGUCUUCCUCAUCGGCCGUGGAGCCACGCUACGCGUCGACGCGCUCACCGGCGCGGCCCGUGCUUGCGCGCCGACGCUCUUCCCGCGGAAGAAGUUCGCCGCCGCGGCCGUUGGCGACCGGAUCUACGUCGCUGGAGGGUCCGCGCGCACCGCGGCGGUCGAGGAGUACGACCCUGAAGCAGACGCGUGGCGCGUGGUAACCGAGGCGCCGCGGUGGAGAUACGGCUGCGCCGGCGCGGCUGCCGGAGGCGUGUUCUACGUCGCCGGAGGUGUCGCGGUGUCCGGCGAAGGCGCGCGGGCGCUCGAGGCGCACGUGUGCGCCGGGUCGGUGGACGCGCUGCACGUCGCGUCCGGCACCUGGGCGCGGCCGCGUGCUCUCCCUGGCGGCGGCUGCGUCGUGGGGGCGUGCGGCGUCAGCGAGCACCUCUACGUGAUAGCCAGCCACGCGGUGGAGCUCUCCUUCUGGAGGUGGUGCGGCGCCACCGGCCGUGGCGGGGACGGCAGAGGCUGGGGCGGUUGGGUGGCCCUCGAGGCGCCGCCCAUGCCUCGUGGAUCGGUGGGGCUCGGCAUGGCCGUGCGCGUGGCGAUGGCCGGCCUAGGAAGCAAUAGGGUGGCGGCCGUGGUGAGCGCGGCGGCCGUGAGGGGACACGUUAACGCGGGCGGCGGCGGCGCGUUGGAAGGGAUGGUGCUGGUGUACGACAUCGCCGGCGGCAAGUGGAGCCGCGCGCCUGACCUGCCACCUGCGUUCCGGCGGGCCGCGUGCGCCGGCGUCGAGUGCUGACAAUGCAGGUGGACGUGGCCCCACAGUUCAGCGAGAUUCCUGCCAUUAGGUAUUUUGGUGGGUGUAGAUUGAUGCUAUGUCAAGUAACAUGGCGCCAUCGUGGGAUUGUUCGUUGAACAACAACUGAUGGGAUAUUUGGAUGACACAAUUUUUUCUCCAGUUGUUAUUUAUCAUUGGCAGUUCAAUUCGAUUCAAGUACAAUUCUUAACCAUUUUAUGCACAUUUUCAAUGGGAUAAUCACUCGUUGAUGGCGAUUGCGAUCGUUCUGAAGCUAUCAUUUUUCUAGGAGAAAAACAGCACGCGGGAGACUGUGGGGACUGGAGGCUGUGGCCAUGGUCCCAUAAAACUGAUUCGAGUUAGACAUGUUGUCUACUUCUCUGUGGCUUCCAGUGAUGCCAACAACGUACCGUCUCGACUAUCAUCCAGCGACUCGUUGGUGCCACCGACCAGCUGCUGCAAGCUGCAAUGCAAGCCCCACAUUCCGGCGGUCUCCCGUUUGCUGCUCGCGCUGAAAU